AGUGGUGCACACUUCCUUCAAACACGUGUUUCACUGGGACAAUAGUGAGUGGUGCACACUUCCUUCGCCCGGCCACAGAACAACAAAAAAGAGUUGCUGGUGUAACAAUAGGAAGAAUAUAUUCCACUCCUCUCUUGUACACGCGGCUUAUGAGAUGAACGCUCGUCAAGAAGAACGUCCCCUUCAGCAGCAGGAGGAUCCACAGCCCCCCCACAUUAAAGAGGAAGAGGAGGAAGUGUGGAUCAGUCAGGAGGGAGAGUGUCCUGUAGGGCAGGAGGAGGCUGAUGUCAGCAAGUUUCCACUGACUGUUGUCUCUGUGAAGACUGAAGAGCAUGAAGACAAACCACCUGAGUCCUCACAGCUUCAUCACAGUCCAAACGUCUGUGAAGAACAUCUUCUCCCUGAGCAACAGAAGUGGAGCUUCAGGAUGGAGCCACAGCCCUCCCACAUUAAAAAGGAAAAGAAACACCCACUGAUCCCCCAUUUUAAAGCGGAAGAGGAUGACCCACUGACCACUCACAUCAAAGAGGAAGAGGAGGACUCAUUGACCCCCAAUUUUAAAAAGGAAGAGGAGAAGCCACUAAUAACCCAUUUUAAAGAGGAAGAGGAGGACCUACUGACCCCUUACUUUAAAGAGGAAGAGGAGGACCAAGAGCCGCCGCACAUUAAAGAGGAAGAGGAUGACCCACUGACCCCCUACUUUAAAGAGGAAGAGGAGGAAGAGGGCAUCAGUCAGCCUAAAUGGUUGGAGGAGUUCCCAGUGACUGGUGUCCCUGUGAAGAGUGAAGAUGAUGAGGUGAAAGGUGAAAGUGAGGAGAGGGGAGGGGGGGAGCCUCCAAGCAGCAGCUCAACACAACACAUGACAACAGAAGCUGAUGGAGACCACUGUGGAGGAUCACAAGCAGACAAGCUCUUAGCUCCACUAUCAGAUAGUGAGGACACAACGUCACACUCUCCUGACACUGAUGAUGAAGACUCUAAAGAUGAUAAGACAUGUCACACUGACAACACUCGCUUCACAUGUUCUCACUGUCACAAAACUUUUAAAUACCAUUGUCGUCUAAAAUCACACAUGAGAACACACACUGGAGAAAAACCUUUCUCUUGUUCAAUCUGUGGUAAAGGUUUUACACAAAGUAUCAAUUUGAAAGUACACAUGAGAACACACACUUGUGAAAAACGUUUUUCCUGUUCAACCUGUGGUAAAGGUUUUACACAAAGUCAGAGUUUGAAAAUACAUAUUAGAACACACACUAGAGAAAAACCUUUUUCUUGUUCACUCUGUAGUAAAGGUUUUACACAAAGUAUCAAUUUGAAGGUACACAUGAGAACACACACCAGUGAAAAACCUUUUUCCUGUUCAAUCUGUGGUAAAGGUUUUAGAGAAAGUCAACAUUUGAAAAGACACAUGAGAACACACACUGGUGAAAAACCUUUUUCAUGUUCAAACUGCGGUAAACAUUUUACUCAGAGGCCAGAUUUAAAAGUACACAUGAGAACACACACUGGAGAAAAACCUUUUUCAUGUUCUAUCUGUGGUAAAGGUUUUACAAGAAGUCAACAUUUGAAAGUACACAUGAGAACACACACCGGAGAAAAACCUUUUUCAUGUUCAAUCUGCGGUAAAGAUUUUACUCGAAGGGAAAAUUUCAAAAAGCACAUGAGAAUACACACUGGAGAAAAACCUUUUCCUGUUCAAUCUGCAGUAAAUAUUUUGCGCAACGACACUAUUUGAAAGAACACGUGAGAACACACACUGGAGAAAAACCUUUUACAUGUUCAGUAUGUUGUAAAAGUUUUUUACAAAGUCAGCAUUUGAAAAGACACAUGAGAAGACACCCAGGAGAGAAAGUGUUGAGUUGCAGUGUGU
Nerophis ophidion (straightnose pipefish) is the source of this 1870-nucleotide messenger RNA. Its product is annotated as gastrula zinc finger protein XlCGF52.1-like. Bases 155 to 1735 code for a protein of 526 amino acids. Gene Ontology annotation, biological process: negative regulation of transcription by RNA polymerase II; regulation of immune system process; regulation of cytokine production. Gene Ontology annotation, molecular function: RNA polymerase II cis-regulatory region sequence-specific DNA binding; DNA-binding transcription factor activity. The record is from RefSeq and is a predicted model, not a curated record. Lineage: Eukaryota; Metazoa; Chordata; Actinopteri; Syngnathiformes; Syngnathidae. The transcript is spliced from 3 exons.